This is a messenger RNA of Camelina sativa (false flax), 1175 nucleotides long. RefSeq names its product chlorophyllase-2. Gene Ontology annotation, biological process: chlorophyll catabolic process. The record is from RefSeq and is a predicted model, not a curated record. Gene Ontology annotation, molecular function: chlorophyllase activity. Lineage: Eukaryota; Viridiplantae; Streptophyta; Magnoliopsida; Brassicales; Brassicaceae.
UAUCUCCAACUCACCUCAUUCUCAUGUACCCACGAAAGAAAAAAAAAAGUAAAACAGAAAGAAAAAACUAAGAAAGAAACAAAAAAAAAUGUCCUCUUCUUCAUCAAGAAACGCCUUUGAAGAUGGCAAAUACAAAACAGAUCUCUUAACCUUGGACUCAUCAUCUCGCUGCUGCAAAACGAUGCCGUCUUCUCGAGCUUCGCCGUCUCCGCCAAAGCAGCUGUUGGUGGCGACGCCGGUGGAGGAAGGAGAAUAUCCGGUUAUGAUGCUCCUCCAUGGUUACCUUCUCUACAACUCCUUUUAUUCUCAGCUUAUGUUGCAUGUCUCUUCUCAUGGCUUCAUCCUCAUCGCUCCUCAGUUAUAUAGUGUAGCCGGACCGGACACAAUGGACGAGAUUAAAUCAACGUCGGAGAUUAUUGAUUGGUUAUCAAUAGGACUUAACCACUUUCUUCCAGCACAAGUAAUACCAAACCUAUCCAAGUUCGCACUCUCAGGCCAUAGCCGCGGAGGCAAAACGGCGUUUGCGGUCGCUCUAAAGAAAUUUGGGUACUCCUCGGAUCUAAAGAUCUCAACAUUGAUCGGUAUAGAUCCAGUUGAUGGAACAGGGAAAGGACAACAAACCCCUCCUCCAGUUUUAGCUUAUGAACCAAACUCAUUUGACCUAGACAAAAUGCCGGUACUUGUCAUAGGUUCGGGGCUUGGUGAAACCGCUCGGAACCUGUUGUUCCCGCCUUGUGCGCCUCCCGGAAUGAACCACCGAGAGUUCUUCCGGGAAUGUCAAAGUCCAGCAUGGCAUUUCGUCGCAAAGGAUUACGGGCAUUUGGACAUGCUUGAUGAUGAUACAAAAGGGAUUAGAGGGAAGAGUUCUUACUGUUUGUGUAAGAAUGGUGAAGAGAGAAGACCAAUGAGGAGAUUCGUUGGUGGAGUUGUUGUGUCGUUUUUGAAGGCUUAUUUGGAAGGAGAUGACUUUGAAUUGGUUAAGAUCAGAGAUGGGUGUCACGAGGGUGUUCCAGUUGAAAUUCAAGAGUUUGAGGUUACCAUAUAAACAUAACUUUCUCUUUAGGGGCUGGUUUUCCUGUUUUCAAUUUUAUCAGCUUUUGUAACUUAUAUGUAGUUUACAAACUUAUGAUGUACAACUCUUUACUUAAGUCUUUGCUCAUGGAUUACAUUCAGAA